UCUUGAGGCAAGUCUGAAAAGCCGAGAAGCAGAAGAAGAAAAAGAAGAAGAAGAGACAGAGACCGUUCUUAUCGGCGAAGACGAAUUACUUUCUCUCUUCGUGUGAAUUUCCUUCUCCUUACUUGAACUUCCCGGCGAUAACAAUAGUUUGGUUUGUCUACCGGAGCCGGAUCAUCUGAUUCCAUCGCCGACGUUUAAGUCAUCAAAUGGGAGCUCGGUGCUCUAAGUUCUCCUUCUGCUUGUUCCAUUCCAACUUCAAAUCCGCUUCAGUCCUCGAAUCUCCCGAUCUCGAAAACGGAGGGAAACUUUGGCCGAAUUUCAAGGAGUUUCGAUUGGAGCAGCUGAAAUCUGCGACCGGAGGUUUCUCAUCGGAUAACAUUGUAUCGGAACACGGCGAGAAAGCUCCCAACAUUGUUUACAGAGGUAGGCUUGAUGAUGGUCGCUUGAUCGCCGUCAAACGCUUUAACCGCCUCGCCUGGGCCGAUCACCGACAGUUCCUUGAUGAAGCUAAAUCUGUAGGGAGCUUGAGGAGCGAUCGAUUGGCGAAUCUGAUAGGUUGCUGCUGCGAAGGCGAGGAGAGAUUACUCGUUGCCGAGUUUAUGCCUCACGAAACUCUUGCCAAGCAUCUUUUCCACUGGGAGAAUCAUCCGAUGAAAUGGGCGAUGAGAUUGAGAGUUGCAUUGUGUUUAGCGCAAGCAUUGGAAUACUGUAGUAACAAAGGGAGAGCUUUGUAUCAUGAUCUCAAUGCUUACAGGGUUUUGUUUGACAAGAAUGGGAAUCCAAGGUUGUCUUGCUUCGGACUCAUGAAAAAUAGCCGAGAUGGGAAGAGUUAUAGCACAAACUUGGCAUUUACUCCUCCAGAGUAUCUGCGAACCGGUAAAGACCUGUCUUCUUCAUGUUUAUAUUAUUUUGUGAACCUAAAAUUCCACAAAGCUAAAUCCACUCACGAAUCUAUAUAUUUCUUACAUCGUGUGUCAGGUAGAGUGACACCAGAGAGUGUAGUAUUCAGUUUUGGAACCGUUUUGCUCGACCUCAUGAGCGGCAAACAUAUUCCACCAAGCCAUGCGCUUGACCUGAUCAAGGGCAAGAACUGUGCAAUGUUAAUGGAUUCUGCUCUCGAGGGCCAUUUCUCAAACGAAGAUGGAACUGAGCUAGUUCGGUUAGCCACACGUUGUCUGCAGUAUGAAGCUAGAGAAAGGCCGAAUGUGAAAUCUCUCGUCACGUCACUCGCCACACUCCAGAAGGAAUCUGAUGUACCUUCAUAUGAUCUUAUGGGGAUACCAAAUGAAACCGAGGCUGAGGAAGAGCAGCCGCUUUCAUUGACGCCCUUUGGUGACGCAUGCUUAAGAGUAGAUCUUACGGCCAUACACGAAAUACUUAAUAAGAUGGGAUACAAGGAUGAUGAAGGAAUUGCCAACGAGCUCUCGUUUCAAAUGUGGACCAACCAGAUGCAGGAAUCUCUCAAUUCGAAGAAGCAAGGGGACUUAGCUUUCCGUUCCAAAGAUUAUACAACUGCAGUCGAUUGCUACACUCAGUUCAUAGAUGGAGGAACAAUGGUGUCACCAACGGUUCACGCACGGCGAUGCUUGUCAUAUCUGAUGAACGAGAACGCACAAGAGGCUCUAACCGAUGCAUUGCAAGCGCAGGUUGUGUCUCCAGAAUGGCCAACCGCUUUGUAUCUGCAAGCGGCUUGCUUGUUCAAGCUCGGCAUGGAAACCGAUGCGCAGCAAGCUCUUAAGGACGGUACUACAUUGGAAGCCAAGAAGACCAAUAGGCGCUGAUAUAAAGUGUUUUUUUCAAAAGAGCUUUGUAUAGGCUUAAUUUGUUCCCUCUCUCUCCAUCUAUAUGCACAUACACAUAUAUGGUGUAUCUAUUAUAUAUAUGCAUACCUUCUCUUUCUUCUUCUUCGUUGUAUUUAUCAUGAAUUAUGAUGAUGAUGAUUGUGAUCU
Molecule: messenger RNA, 1949 nt
Organism: Eutrema salsugineum
Lineage: Eukaryota; Viridiplantae; Streptophyta; Magnoliopsida; Brassicales; Brassicaceae
Product: probable serine/threonine-protein kinase BSK3
Exons: 8
Coding region: 207-1781 (524 amino acids)
Biological process (GO): protein phosphorylation; brassinosteroid mediated signaling pathway
Molecular function (GO): protein kinase activity; protein binding; ATP binding
Source: RefSeq, a predicted model, not a curated record